This is a messenger RNA of Ceratotherium simum simum (southern white rhinoceros), 775 nucleotides long. It is a transcript of the gene CITED4, whose product is annotated as Cbp/p300 interacting transactivator with ED-rich tail 4. Gene Ontology annotation, molecular function: transcription coactivator activity. NCBI's taxonomy places the organism in Eukaryota, Metazoa, Chordata, Mammalia, Perissodactyla, Rhinocerotidae. Gene Ontology annotation, biological process: regulation of DNA-templated transcription. The record is from RefSeq and is a predicted model, not a curated record. Gene Ontology annotation, cellular component: nucleus.
GGCGGUGUGUGCCAGUGUUGGUCGACCCGAGCCGGGGCCACGGGACGCACGGGAGCCCUGAGUUCGGUGCGUCCUGGACUGGGCAGGAGCACGGGUCCGGUUCGCUUUUCCUUUGCCUGACUAGGCUGCGAGGAGGGCACGGGACCCGGAUCCCUGGCCACAGAGGAACAGCUGGCCGGGACCGGGGGACGCCGGCGCUGACCAUCGGCCCGCCGUCAUGGCCGACCACCUGAUGCUCGCCGAGGGCUACCACCUGGUGCAGAGACCGCCGCCCGCCGCGCCCGCCCAUGGCCCUCACGUGCUCCGGCCGCUGCAGCCGUACGCGGGCCCGGGCCCGGACAGCGGGUUGCGGCCGCGGGGGGCUCCGCUGGGCCCGCCGCCGCCCCCACCCGGGGCCCUGGCGUACGGGGCUUUCGGACCGCCGUCCGCCUUCCAGCCCUUUCCGGCUGUGCCGCCGCCGGCCGCCGGCAGUGCGCACCUGCAGCCCGUGGCGAUGCUGUACCCGGGCCGCGCGACUGCGCCCCCCGGCGUCCCGGGAGGCCCCCCGAGCCUGCAGCCGGCGCCCGGCGCCUCGGCCCCGCCGCCGCCGCCCGCCGUACACGCCCUGGGCGGCAUGGACGCCGAGCUCAUCGACGAGGAGGUGCUGACGUCGCUGGAGCUGGAGCUCGGGCUGCACCGCGUGCGCGAGCUGCCCGAGCUCUUCCUGGGCCAGAGCGAGUUCGACUGCUUCUCGGACUUGGGGUCGGCGCCGCCCGCCGGCUCGGUGAGCUGCUGA